Molecule: messenger RNA, 2664 nt
Organism: Punica granatum (pomegranate)
Lineage: Eukaryota; Viridiplantae; Streptophyta; Magnoliopsida; Myrtales; Lythraceae
Source: RefSeq, a predicted model, not a curated record
AAAAGCCCAGCAAAGCGGGAGGCAUUUGGUAAAGCCCUCCUCGUCUUUGGAGAAUGCUGCCAUGGAGAUCUGAAACUGAAGGGACGCUGCUAAUGCUGCUGCUUCUGCUUCUUAACUGAGAUAGAAAGAAGAGCGAGGGAGAGAAGCAGAGGUAGAAGAAGAGGAAGAUGAUGACGGGAAUGGUGCAGGACCAGAGCCUGGAGAAACAGAUAGAGAAGCACAUGGGUGGCUGCAUGGCCGGCCUCUUCCACAUCUUCGACCGCCCCCACUCCUUUCCAGCCAAGCGCCUCGUCUCCCCCAAACGCCUCCCUCCCUCCUCCCCUGUGCUCGAUCCGACCUGCGAUGAGGUCGACAGGGCCGCGGGGCCUCCGCCGGACCAAUACCCGAGGUCAUCCCCUCUGAGGGACAUACGCUCGCCCGCCCGGGAACCUAGCACCCCGUCGGAGGCUUCAUCAGCUGCCGCGAGAUCCCCUUUCCCCUUCCCGUUAUUCGAGCUCAAGGGAGGUACCAGAUCUCCCUGGAAGUGCUCCAGGGAGGCGCCCAGGCUCUCCCUCGACAGCCGGGCCACCACCGACGCCAGGGGAGCCCUCGACCCCCGCGGCAACGCUGCUGCACAGCCAGCAGACGUUCCGAAUGCCGGGGACUGGCUGCCAGGGGAAGAGAACGACCGGCAGGGGAGAUCCCCGAGCGUCAUCGCUCGGCUCAUGGGGCUUGAUAACUUGCCCCGCUCCGAUCCCGAGCCCGCCAAGAAUGCCGAACUCCGGAGAUCCGCUUCUGAAUCUCGGGUCAAUAAAGAUCUGUAUCGGUUCAUUGAGGGGAACAAUUUCCAGCAGAAUCAGUUGCAGCAGCAACAGUCCACCGUUCCGAGCAAUGUGACCAGAGAGAGGGUGAAAAUAGGAGAUGCGAAAUCGAGGAAUGUGAGGGUUGAGCAGCCCGUGAAAGUGCAGCAUAGAGGGGCGGGGCUGGGCCAGCGGAAAAGCUUCUAUGACUCCACGGACUUCUUCCCGGAGCCCACAAAACGGAGCGCGUUAAUCUGUGAGGACAUUGAGAGGAGGUUAAGGAUAAGGGGGAUCGACGAGCCCUCCAGGGAUCUGGAGACCCUGAAGCAAAUCCUCGAUGCUCUGCAGCUCAAAGGAUUGCUGCACUCGAAGAGGCCUAUUGGCGGCAAUGUCACUCGUCAGAGGAACUUUGUGUACGAGAAGGGCUUCUCCGACUCCCCCAUCGUGCUCAUGAAGCCUUCGAGGCCUAGCAACAGAUUUGACAGCAAGAGCGGGAGCGAUUCCCAACAAUCCAACUUCAGGUCCAGGCCCACCUUGGUUCGCCGGAGCAGUCCCUCUGCUGCCAGGGAGGCAUUGCCGGUGACCGCAGCUAGCCCGAGGCGGGACAACGGGAAGGGCCAGAGCAGGGGAAGGGCUGCGUCUACCGUCUCCCCGACUAGAAGCGACAGUGGCGCGAAGAGCCCGAGCAGGAGGCCGGUGGCAGAUGCAGAGCAGAAGAGGCCGGUGUCCCCGGUUCAGUCCCCCAAGAUCGAUCUGGGCAUACGUCAAUCCAAUCAAACAUUCACGAACCGAUCUCCGAAGAUCCAGAAACCGGUUCCCGAUGUUUACCCCGCGGAGGAUGAGUCGUCCACAGUAUCGGAGAGCAGCAUCAGCACACCUUCUCAGACAGACACAGAGAGGCUGAAGGCGGAGGAAUACAAGGACGGGAGGAGCCUGCUGGAGAGGUGCGACAAGCUGCUGCACAGCAUAGCCGAGAUGACGGCGACGGCCGAGCUGCAGCCGAGCCCUGUGUCGGUGCUCGACGCGGCGUCGUUUUACAAGGACGAGUCAUCGCCUUCCCCUGUCAUGAUGAAACGCAGCAUGGAUUUCACUAAAGAUCAUUCGGAUGACUUGGACGAUGAUCUAUGGAGCUUAAUCUCGUUCAAACGGGAGGAGAGCUCAGAUGAUGCCGACUUCGUCUACAUCUCGGACAUCCUCCGGGCUUCGAGUUACCUGCCUGAAGACUCUGAUGUCUUCCUACUGCUCGAAAAGCAGCAGUAUCUCAAGGGCAAAGACACCUCCAAGGCCUCAAGGAUGCAGAGGAGGCUGAUAUUUGACACGAUCAUAGAGAUUCUAGAGCGGAAACGUCAGCUUCCUCCGCAUUGGAGGACGAACUCCUCUGCCCUUGAGACGCCAUCCGUGCAGCAGAUAUGGUCGGAGUUCCAAAUGAUCCGAGACAGGGACGCAUCGGAGGAUGAUCUAUUCGAGGUUAUAUGCGGAGUACUGAGGAAGGACCUGAUCACAAUGGAUGCGCUCACUGGGUGGGGGAAAUGCCCGGUCGAGGUGUCGGAGUCAGUGCUAGACAUCGAGAGGCUAAUCUUCAAAGAUCUGAUCAGCGAGACCAUUCGGGACCUCGCAGCUUGCGGCACCGAAUAUACCGACAAGGUCCAGGCGCCCAGACGUAGGUUGGUUUUCUGAAGAGUACAGGGAAGUUAGUAUAAGAGGAAGCCAUGGUUGAAUAUUUCCAGAGUGCUUAUUCAUUUUCUUUUUCUUUUUUUAAAUUUUUUUGGUGAUCUUGUUCUGCUCGAACUCUUGGUUUAUUGUUUCCUCUCCUCUUUAGGGGGAUAAAUUUAUAACUUUUAAUAAGUAUUCCAUCCUUUUUUCAAGAUGAUGGAUAUUUUCGGCA